Coprinopsis cinerea okayama7#130 is the source of this 396-nucleotide messenger RNA. RefSeq lists its product as hypothetical. The record is from RefSeq and is a predicted model, not a curated record. The transcript has 3 exons. Bases 1 to 396 code for a protein of 131 amino acids. Lineage: Eukaryota; Fungi; Basidiomycota; Agaricomycetes; Agaricales; Psathyrellaceae.
AUGCCAUCGCUUCCUGAUAACCUCCAGGAUAUUUACCAGGAAUACUUUGAUGGGCUAACCGCCUCUCAGGACACCAUCACACACCUCAGGCGUGAGCUCAUGCAAGCUGUAUGGGACCUUAUCCUGAGUGAAGAAGAUUUCAUGAAGGCUUACACUGAUGGCAUUGUCCUGGAGUGCGCUGAUGGGAUACAACGGCGGUUCUUCCCCAGGAUAUUUACUUAUUCAGCUGAUUACCCCGAAAAGGUCCUCCUUGCGACAAUACGACAACUCGGAAGCUUCCCCUGCCCUCGCUGUCUGAUCAAAAAGGAAGACAUUGGCGCAAUGGGAACCCACAUCGACAGGCAGUGUCGUGCACAUGUUCGCAUUGAUGAUGAACACGCGCCAGGAAGAAAUUGA